AUGAGCUUGGGCAAGUGUUUGCAGCCCAAGGAUGAAGUCAUUGACGACAAAAUGACGACAGUUGUGUCCCAACAUCUCACCGUUCCCCAGCAUUAUUUUAACCACUAUUUUCCUCCUGCAAAUGAGGAAGAAAAGAAGAAGAAUAGUUGGAUAAGAAACCCGUUCCUUAUCUCAAACUUGAACGACAGCGAUCUGCCCACUCAAGAAAAAGACACACUGAUCGAACUCUACUGUGACUCAGAAAUGAAGGACUUUUGCAACAGCCGCAACCGCACCGACUUUUGGGUAGCAGUGAGCCAGAAAGAAGCAUAUGAGAUGAAUGCUGGUAAAGCACUCCAAUUUCUGGUGGCAUUCCACAGCACUUACUCCUCUGAGAGAGGGUUCUCAGAUCUGCUCACCAACAAGAGGAAAAAAAGGCAGAGGCUUGGAGAGACGAUGUUGUCUGCGUGCAUGACAGUGGCAGCGACAAGAAAUAUUGCCCCACGAUUCAACUUGCUUGCUGCAACUAUCCAGCAACAAAAAUCACACUGA
Molecule: messenger RNA, 531 nt
Organism: Homarus americanus (American lobster)
Lineage: Eukaryota; Metazoa; Arthropoda; Malacostraca; Decapoda; Nephropidae
Product: protein FAM200A-like
Exons: 1
Coding region: 1-531 (176 amino acids)
Source: RefSeq, a predicted model, not a curated record